This is a messenger RNA of Symbiodinium sp. CCMP2456, 690 nucleotides long. The record is from the annotation of a GenBank genome assembly. NCBI's taxonomy places the organism in Eukaryota, Dinophyceae, Suessiales, Symbiodiniaceae.
AUGAACAUUCUUCUUCCCACCGACUUCUCCGAAAACGCAGACUUAGCCUGCCAAUACGCCUUUGACAUUGCCAAGCGCAGCAAGGGCAAGGUUACCGUAAUCAAUGCCUACGACCUUCCCUACUCCGACCGCAGCAUGACCACCUCCCUGCUGGAGGUGAUGAAGGAAAAUGCGGAGAAGAACAUGGCCGCCUUCCAACGAAAGUUGAAAGAUAAAUACGAUGUGCCUUUUACCACCGAAGUGCGGCUGGGCAACCCCAUUCGCCUGAUUAAGGAGAUGGCCACUGAAGAAAGUAUUGAUUUGGUGGUGAUGGGCACCAAAGGCGCCAGCGGACUGGAAGAAAUACUGAUUGGCUCUAACGCGGCUUCGGUUAUUCAAAAUUCCGAUAAGCCCGUUUUGGUGAUUCCUCCAGAUGCCAAUGGAAAGCCGUUGCAAAAAAUUGUUUUUGCCAGCGAUUUUGACAUGGACAACAUGGAAACUGCCUUUAAAAACCUCAACGCUUUCGCGGAAUUAAACGAGGCAAGCAUUGACGUUUUGCACGUGCAAAAUGACGUAAAAUCCAAGGCCGGAACGCGUGAUGCCAUUCAAGCGGCACUCCAAAACCGCGUAAAGGAAUUUACCAUUUUACAAACCGACAACGUGGAGGAGGCGAUAAUCAAGGAGGCCAAGAAAGAAAAUGCCGAUGUUAUU